AUGGCGCGAUAAUACUCAAGUGGAAUAAUCCAAUUAAUAUAAUCAGUAUCAAGUAUCAUUCUAUGUAUCCGGAUUUCAAGAAGUAUAAAUGAGCCAGAAAGACUUUUUCAAAACACAGCAAAAGUUUCUUCUUAAGAAGUAACACAUCCUCUAAGAUUUUUGUACGCAAUAAGAAACAUGAAGCUUUGCACAUUAUUAUUUUUGUGCGUCGGUGUUCUUGUUGUUACCACCUAUGCUGGAGUUGUAGAUGAAGUGGAAGAAGAGUCAAUUGAGGAUUUAAGUACCGAAAUUGAAUCCGAAGAAUCUGAAGAAUCUGAUUAUGAUGUAAUUUUAGAUGAACUCAGUGGAAGAUGUCGUCGACGUGGACAAAGAUGUAAUCGUGAUAUGCGUUGUUGUCGUGGAAUGAUGUGUUCACGACGCACGAGAAGAUGUGAAAGACGAUCACAAGGACAAUGCCGAAGAAUGGGACAAAGGUGUCGACAAGGACAAUGCUGCCGUGGAAUGAGAUGCAAUUGCCGUACCAACAGAUGCGAACGACGUCGCCGUUGGUGUCGACGAGGUGGUGAAAGGUGCGAGAACAAUCGAAUGUGCUGCAGAGGAAUGAUGUGCUCCAGAAGAGACAGACGUUGCCGUCGUAGGAACGAAUUGAUUCCAGAAGAAUUCAUGGACGAUAAAGUAAAUGUUGAAGAACAAUUCGAAGAUAAUGAAAACUAAUCUGGAUACAAUUGGAAUUUAAAAUGAAUUUCGUUAUUUUGUGAAACUGAUUGAAAAACUAAUAAAUACUCACAACAGCAUUAAA
Molecule: messenger RNA, 799 nt
Organism: Leptopilina boulardi
Lineage: Eukaryota; Metazoa; Arthropoda; Insecta; Hymenoptera; Figitidae
Exons: 5
Coding region: 178-714 (178 amino acids)
Source: RefSeq, a predicted model, not a curated record